Messenger RNA from Cynara cardunculus var. scolymus (artichoke), 2416 nucleotides. RefSeq names its product protein POLLEN DEFECTIVE IN GUIDANCE 1. Bases 238 to 2094 code for a protein of 618 amino acids. Gene Ontology annotation, biological process: maintenance of protein localization in endoplasmic reticulum. The transcript has 11 exons. Gene Ontology annotation, cellular component: endoplasmic reticulum membrane. The record is from RefSeq and is a predicted model, not a curated record. NCBI's taxonomy places the organism in Eukaryota, Viridiplantae, Streptophyta, Magnoliopsida, Asterales, Asteraceae.
UGCAAAACGUAUUUUCUCGUUGCGUAACAACUUUCCAUUCGCAAUCAUUCUCUCAAACACUUGGCAUUCACGAAAAUUCGGUGGCCAGAUUGUAUCAAUCAGACCCAAAAUUUCGAAUUUUUUUGCCCCAAUGGACGGCACUGCACUGCACUACACAAGAUCAUGAUCAUGAUCAUGUCAAAAUCUUGCUAUUUACCCUGAAUUCUGUGCUCUCAUCUCACCCUAAAACGACCACCAAUGACGGACCUGAGAUCCGGCGGCCGUAAGCUAUCCUUCGAGGUUCUCGCCACCACCGACUCUUUUUUCGACGACGAUGAAACUUUCUUACUUAGAUCGGAUUCCGGCCCUCCAAUUAAUCAAGGGGAGGGCGUUGUUGCCACCAAGUCUAACCGAAGGAAACGCAAACACAAGGGCUCAAAGAAGAAAAAGAAGGCUAGCGAUGAACUGGAUUUGAAUAAGUGUGGUAAUUCUAAUGGUUUUAUUAUUAAUAGUAAUUGCCGUAGUGUUGAGACGACGACGGCGGUGGUGUAUGAGGAAGCGUUUGUGCCGCCGCAGGAGAAAAGGGUUUACCCGGUGAUUAGUUCGGUUAGGGAGACACCUGAGUUGAGGCAGAGGAGUAGUGUUGCUAGUGUUGGAGUUGGCAGCUCCGGGGAGGAGGCAAUACCAAUGUAUCGGAUUGAUGAGAAUGUCAAGGAGGUGGAUGAUAGCAGUUGGACUGGUUGUGUCACGGCCAAGGAAUUCGACACUGAAUUAAUGAUGAAACAAACGGCUGAGAUGAACGUGAAUGGGCAUCAUGUUGGCAGGAAACUGGAAAAGGAUCAAUCAUUGGAUUGGAAACGACUGAUGGCAGAAAAAGAUCCAAAUCACAAGUUUUUGUUCGAGAGGUCCCCAGUUAAAUACUUCAUGGAAGAAAUGUAUGGUGGAAAUUCGUUAAGGAUGACAACAACCCUUGCCAAUGAGAAAGACCGGGAAAGAGUAUACGACACUAUUUUUCGCAUGCCAUGGCGUUGUGAAUUGCUCAUAGAUGUUGGCUUCUUUGUCUGCUUGGAUUCGUUCCUGUCACUGUUAACGGUCAUGCCAAUUAGGAUUCUCACCACCUCUUGGAGGCUUCUGAAAACAAGGCAGUUUAAGAUGCUUUCAGCAGCAGAGCUUUCUGACUUUGGUUGUUUUCUUAUGCUGGCUUCUGGAGUUAUUCUAUUACAACAGACAGAUAUCAGCCUGAUUUAUCACAUGAUUCGAGGUCAAGGAACAAUCAAACUCUAUGUGGUGUAUAAUGUAUUGGAGAUAUUUGAUAAAUUAUGCCAAAAUUUUGGUGGAGAUGUCUUGCAAACACUAUUCAAUACUGCUGAAGGUCUUGCAAAUUGUUCACCAGAAAAUGUGAGAUACUGGUUAUGGAGGUUCAUCUCUGAUGAAGCGUUAGCUGUGACUUCGUCAAUUGUCCAUUCAUUCAUCUUGUUAGCCCAGGCCAUUACUCUAUCGACCUGUAUAGUUGCCCACAACAAUGCAUUGUUUGCUUUGCUGGUCUCGAACAAUUUCUCGGAGAUCAAGAGCAAUGUUUUCAAACGUUUUAGCAAGGAUAACAUACAAAGUCUGGUAUAUUUUGAUUCAAUUGAAAGGUUCCAUAUUGCAUCUUUUCUCAUUUUUGUCUUGGCUCAGAAUAUUUUGGAAGCAGAAGGUCCAUGGUUUGAGAAUUUUCUUUACAAUGCUCUUGUGGUUUACAUAUGUGAAUUGAUGAUUGAUAUAAUCAAGCAUUCUUUCAUAGCGAAAUUCAAUGAAAUAAAGCCCAUUGUAUACUCUGAAUUUCUUGAAGACCUUUGCAAGCAGACUCUAAAUAUACAGCCAGAGAAUCCAAAGAAAACCCUGACUUUUGUUCCUCUUGCACCAGCUUCAGUGGUGAUUCGAGUGUUGAGUCCAGUUUAUGCAGCACAUAUUCCGUGUGGUCCGUUCCAAUGGAGAAUUGUGUGGGUAUUGAUGUUGUCGGUGAUGACGUUUGUGAUGCUUACAACUCUGAAAGUGAUGAUAGGUAUGGGUCUUCAAAAACAUGCAACUUGGUAUAUUAAAAGGUGCCAAGGGAGAAAACUACACACAGAUUAGCACAAUCAGGUAUAUAGUUUUCACUCGAUAGAGUCAGUCGCAUGAGAGCCUACGUUGAUCAACCUAUAUAUACAUACAUACAUAUAUAUAUAACGCACACAUCAGAAUUGCAGCUUGAGUAGCUGAAGACAUCGAUUACAUGUCUUAUUGGUUGAUUCCAAUUUUGUGAGCAGGGAGAGCAUCGACUGAAUAUGUCAAUAGAGGCUUUAAUUUACCAUACAAAGUAUAUGAUACUACCAAAUUAAUUUGAAUUUUGGUAAAAAAAAGUGUUCUUCAAGGCAAAUUAAGCUGCAUUUGCAUCAUAGCUGAAUAUAUCUCCAAA